Colletes gigas is the source of this 7746-nucleotide messenger RNA. RefSeq names its product ATP-binding cassette sub-family C member Sur (gene Sur). The record is from RefSeq and is a predicted model, not a curated record. Lineage: Eukaryota; Metazoa; Arthropoda; Insecta; Hymenoptera; Colletidae. The transcript is spliced from 29 exons. Bases 2196 to 7478 code for a protein of 1760 amino acids. Gene Ontology annotation, cellular component: membrane. Gene Ontology annotation, molecular function: ATP hydrolysis activity; ATP binding; ABC-type transporter activity. Gene Ontology annotation, biological process: transmembrane transport.
UUUGGUAAGGGCAACUCGUGGAAAAGACAGGUCGAUGAAUCAUGGUGAACUCGUAAUCGUAGAAAUGUGUAAAUACCACGUAACGCUGACAGUGUUCGUGCUCGCCACGAAGUAACAGAAUACCGAUUCGUUCAUUCAGAAAAAUAAUUAAUCGUACCCGUGAUCAGCGAUGUGCAAAAUUCUAAAUGAAAGAUGAACAAUAAUUUCGUUACAUCUCGCCUUAUAACUAAAUUAUUGUGCCAAAUCGAUACGAACGAACAUCGCGAAUAAAUUAUCAUAGGUAUGGCUUAUCGAUUAUCUAUUAUUCGAGUAAAAUUCUCCCAUCUCUGCUCGUGGUGACCAGUAUUCGAACAAUCGUGGCACGAUCGUCGAUCUCGUCGAAUGAUCGACAAAAUUCGUGCUGAACGGGACUCGGGGAACGAAAAAUGAUAUAUUGAACGUCGAUCGGAACCCAUGCUCGAAAGUGAUCGGUUUCACGAGGAAACGGAACACGUAAAUCGCAGCGGGACGGUGACGUAACAGAAAAACGAAGCAACGGAGUCGUCGCAUAAAUUAUGGUAAUGAAACGCGUCAAGGAAUACCGCCCGGGGACACGUAAGUCUAGUUUUACUUUGGGGUAUUGCAUUCGUCGUGGCGAUUUUAAAAAUUCAAAUUAACAUCAACAUUAUUAGGAAUAAAUCUCUUAGACGUAUCUGCAAUCUCGACAAGCUAUAUACAACUGAUACUCCAGCCCUCUUGAGUGUAUACUUAUCUAUAAUAAUGAUAAUAGUGCAAUUAUUAGUAACAACUAUUAUCUGUAAUAAUAGUGAAAUACGUAUUUCAUUAUUAUUACAGGUAAGUGUACAGGAUGAUCGAUCAUGGAUCGCGAAUACAGCUUGAAAUUAAUGUACAGUACGAUACAAGCAGUUUUUUUUAUCGUAAAGAAAAGGAAAAGGAACAAAGUCGUUUAAUAUUUUCUGCAAAAAAUAGGAAUAAUUCUAAUCGAGUAAUUAAAAUUAGCUUAUCGGAUUUAUUUGUAACCUAUUAUCGUGAAAAGUUAUCUGCAGAUAGCAGAAUAACCAUUCAUCGAUCCGCAAAAACAUAAAACACUGUGCAGACGUCGAUGAAAAGAGGUCGAAACUAAACAGAUUAAUCGUCCGUCGUGUUGUAAUUCGCUUCGCUGCUGAAAACUUUUAAUUGCCAGCAAUCAAUUUCUAAUUAAUCAGCUUUAUCGUUCGCUGGAGAUACAGAUUUUGUUGUAGCAGAAUUUUACUGGUUUCGGAGUUCAGAUUUUACAACCAAAUUGUUAUUUCAGGAUUAAUGUACGACGCUAUCGCCACCAUUCGGUUGAAAUAUGGUUUUAAUAUGAUUUCGAACGUGAACGCACUUUUUAUCGAGAGCUAUCCGACCGUAAGAUAUUUUUAGUGGGAAUAUAACAGCUCGUUGUCCAAAACGAAACACGCGUUUCUACGUUGAUCCCAUGUACCACUGAUAGAAACUAUCGACUGGUACCAUAAUUAUUAUUUGCUGGCCUUUUUAAUCAGUAAAAUAAAUACAGUGUCUCGUCUAUCUUGCUCGCAUUAAAUAUCUCUGUAACAACCAUUACAUGAAUAAAUUUGUUUUCUUAUGAUCCACACCACCGUGUUAAUGAAAAUAUGGCAUCCCUUUAGAAAAAAAGUCGAUAACCUUGAAGUUUCAUAAAACAUGAGUAAUAAAAAAAUAUUUGCUUAUCAUAAUAUUUGCCCCAAUCGAACAAACGAUAUUUUUACGGAAGCACAACCAUGAUUUGCAUAAUGUUUCCUGACAGCAGGAAUAAAAAUAAAUUCUGCACCGUUCUGGAAUAAUGCAUUUCGCGGAGCCCGUUCUAAACAUCCUGCGCCAUUAAAUUAUGUUUUCGCGCGUUCGUGAAAUCUGUAUCAGAGGCGAAAAUAAAUCGAAGACGUAAAUCGCUGGAAACAAAUCUAAAUCUGGUCUAUGAGAAUGUACGCGAUAAUAAACCAGACUGUGAAAAAGAAAACAAGCAAGAGUAUAAAAAUCGAAAAAAACGUCUGGAUCGAUUCAGUUUAAAGUCAAGGUUCCUAAUCUCGUAGCAAAGAGAGGCGUAAGUACGUAACGUGCACGGACACCGAACAAAUAAACGAUAUUUUCAGGCGUUCAUCAGAAGUAUGCGUCGGAAUCGUGUUAUGGGACUCCGCUGAGAAAAACCCGCAGUUAAAAUGGAGUUCUGCAAAGGAUACGAGUUUCUGCGCGUGUUACCAAGGCCCGCGAGGCGAAUCGUGUGGAAAUGGCGAACGAAAAAUGGCACGAUCGCGCGGGUCGCCGAAAACGAUCCCACCGACGACUGUCUGAUCGAGAUUAUCAACAUCUUCGUUCCUACGAUCGCCAUCCUCGUCGUCCUGAUCGCCAGCCUUCGACUCAAAUGCUACAAACCACGCAAAAUCGUCGGUGAACUUUUUCCGUUUCACGCGACCAGGACAUUGUUGUGCAUGUUGCUUCUAUUGGUACUUUUCACGGAGCUCUGCGAGUCCUUUCUGACGACCAUUUCGUUCUCGUCGAUCCUCGCGAUCCUCGCGGUCUUCUCUUGCUGGAUCCUUCAUCGGAGGACCGAGAUCAAUGGCGGCUACGGGACAGUCUUCACGGCCGGAAUUCUCGCCGCGAUCGGGUUGUCGCGAGCGUGGAAAUUCACCAUUUUGUCCGGGCACGGUCUGUCGAUCCAGCAUGUUCGAUUUGCUACAACAGCCAUCACUGCCGUUCUGUGCGGCUCCUUCGCCAUCUUGGAUUCUUACACGCUUUAUCUCACGACCAGACGAAAGCGAAGAUACUUCAUCAGGCGAGUCGAGGACGCCCGAACCGUCUACAGACACUCCGAUUCUACUUUCCUCAACAGGAUCACCUUCCAUUGGGUAACCAAACUGCUUUCGAAGGGCUAUGGCUUCCCUUUGGAGUUGCAAGACCUCGGGGAACUCCCCCAAGAGGAGGCCACCGGAACACAAUUCGCGAAAUUUCGAAGAAUUUACGAGGAACACAGGAAGGAUAAAAGGAAAUUGUCCCUUUGGCGAUGUUUUUGGAAGCAAGUAUGGUUCCCCUUCGCCAUUGGAGGCGUGCUGAAACUGUUAGGCGACGCCGCCACCCUCGUCGCUCCAAUGACGAUUUCUCGGAUCUUGGACUACGUUUCUGCCUCUCAAAAUGGCACCACGAGUCAUCGCUUUCGGGGCACCAUGACGUUCUCCGAGGUUCUCCAAAAUGGCUACUUCCUCGGACUGCUCGUGUUCGUCUUCGCCAUUCUGCAGAGCACUCUGAGCCAGGCCUCCACCCACAUUCUCUGCGUCGAGGGGAUCCGAUUGAAGACUGCUCUUCAGGCGUUGCUGUACGAUAAAGCUUUGCGUCUGUGCUCGUGGAGCAUCGACGAAGAGGAGAAUCCACAGACGGACAAGGAGAAAGAGCAACACAGGGGUUACCGAGCCGGUGACAUCGGGACCCUGACGAACCUCAUAUCGGAAGACGCUUACAACGUCAUGAGCUUCUUCUGGAUCGGACAUUACACCUGGGCCAUCCCGUUAAAGAUCACUGCUAUAGUCUUCCUGCUCUACACAAAGCUGGGCGUAAGCGCGAUCAUAGGUGCACUUUGCUGCAUAGCGAUAGUGACGCCGAUGCAACUGGUGCUUGGGAAAAAGAUGUCGGGGAAUUUCAAAUUCGUCGCUAAAGGAAGCGACUCCAGAUUGCGUCUGGUGAACGAAGUUCUUCAAGGAAAGAGGCUGGUGAAGCUCAGAGCCUGGGAGGACAUCUUCGAGAGGAAGAUAAGGAAAACAAGAAACGACGAGUUGAAGAUGCUGGACAGAGAUUCCUUUUACUGGACCCUUAUCAAUUUUCUUACCCACGCCUCCUCGGUUCUGAUGACGCUCUUCACUUUCGGCGCCUAUUUCUGGCUGGAGGAAAGAACCCUCGACGCUGGAAACGUUUUCGCGAGUUUGGCUCUGUUUUCCCAGCUCACUGUACCGCUUCUGAUCUUUCCUGUCAUGAUUCCUAUCGUCAUCAACGCUAUGAUUUCCACGACCAGAAUGGAAGAAUUCCUUCAGCUUCCAGAGAUCCAGAACGUCCUGCCGGAUCCUGGCGACAGAAAAAUGGACGUCGAGAACGAAUCGUCUCGGACGAACUCUGUGGACGAGAGUACUGUAGAAGCCACGAAGGUGCACAGCACCGCGACUUUCGGAUCGCUGGACAACAUCGAGGAGGACGAAGAGGAUGGCCAGUCCUGUUGCUUGAGGGAAUUCAAGCUCGACAUAGAUUCUUCCGUGGACACGGUGUUCGAGAACGAUUUGGAUAUACCGGUGCUUCGAAUGAAAUCCUGCACAUUUUGGGGCACGGACGAGUACCAGCUAUCGAUCGCUGGCCUCAGCUUUCCUCGUGGUCAAUUGACUCUUAUUGUCGGAAAGACUGGCAGUGGAAAGACUUCUUUGUUGCUGGGAAUGUUAGGGGAGAUCCAGAGCACCACUGGAACGAUCGAGUGGUCCAAAGGUUCGAGGAUCGCGUACGUGGCUCAGAAGCCUUGGCUGUUGAACGCUACUUUGAGAGACAACAUCCUCUUCGGAUCAGCGUACAGAUCGCGGAGAUAUCGAAACGUGUUGAAGGCUUGCGCCCUGCAACCGGACGUCGACAUACUUCCGGGCCACGAUUUGACACGAAUCGGUGAAAAGGGAAUAAAUUUGAGCGGCGGACAGAAGCAGAGGGUGACCAUAGCCAGAGCUCUCUACAGCGACGCGGAUGUCGUUAUCAUGGACGAUCCACUGUCCGCGUUGGAUCACCAAGUCGGUCGACAGAUCUUCGAUCAAGGAGUCAGAAAGCUUCUCCUGAGAAGCGGGCGCACAGUAAUCAUGGUCACCCAUCGUUUGGAAUUAUUGUCCAUGGCUCAUCAGGUGAUCGUUAUGGACGGUUGUCGAGUUCGAGCCGUGGGCACGAAGUCAACGAUCGAAGAAUCGGACCCGGAAUUGGCGACCGAAUGGAGGCAGGCUGCAACUAGACAGACUGAUGAACGUCGUAAUCAUAGAACUGCCAAGGACAGGUGGUCUCUGGUUAGACUGAUAUCUAGGAUCAGUAUUAACGUGAGGAACAAGCAAACCAGCGACGGAUCGUGGAUCACUGAUCAGGAUGCUCACGUAAAUCCACCUGUCUUCGUGCCGUUGAGAAUGCGACGAGGCAAUCUUUCCGGAUCGAGAUACCUGGCCCCCGAUCUCAUGGACCUUCCACUGCCCACGGAGGAGUGGAACAUCGCGAAAAAACCGUGCAAAUCUUAUGCAAACGCUGUUAGGUCCAGCAGCCUUCAACCUCGAAGACAGCCACCGCUCGUUCUUAGACAAAACAGCACUCCGACUAUACUCGAGAGUCAACACGUCGUUUCUAGGAAAAGGAACAAUACUUUCGACAAUGGACAGCCGAGCAACGUUUUGAGACAAAUAUUUUCUGGCAGAAUUGCCAAUGUACACCCUGACGAGACGUCGUCCAACAGGGAAAAAAGUGUCCUGCGUAGGUUGAUACCAUCCAGUUCCAACAGACAGGUUCAUUACAGUGUCAAGAAGGUCAACCAAAAUCUAGAACAUGACCAUUUCCCGAUCAAACGAUUGCUGUUGAAGGACUCCAGGGAAACCGACGAAUUCGACGAACAAAAAAAGAAAAUUUAUGGUAUGGAGGAGCACGAAGAUUCUUACGAGGACAGAAGCGGAAUAGUCACGAGAACGAUUUGCAUGGAUUACACGAAAGCUGCUGGUUGGAUACCAGGAUUAAUUUACAUAGGGGUUGCAAUUUUCUGUCAGGUCCUUCGAGUUUACACGGACCUUUGGCUGAGUCGAUGGACGGAUCAGAACAACGAGAAUUUCGGCCAGGAAGACCAAGAUACACUGUUCUACUUCAAAGUCUACAUAACCCUUUCCAUGGGCUCCAUACUUCUAUCUUUCGUAUGCAACGUCGUGGGACAAUGGACGGGAGCCAGGGCGAGGAGAAAGUUACAUGAAGAAGCUAUUUCCAGGCUACUGAGAGUGCCAAUGUCUUUUUUCGAGCACGAUCCCGUUGGUAAAAUUUUGAACAGAUUCAGCGCCGACAUGGGUGUCAUCGACAAAAAAAUAUCCACGUCCAUCCAAAGAUUGACGUUCUUCGUUCUGUUGUGUGGAUCCGCGAUCAUAGUGAACGUGAUUAUAUCACCGUGGUUCCUCGUCGCUGCUCUUCCCACGUGUGCUGCCUAUUACAUGGUUCAAAGAUAUUACAGACAAAGCGCGAGACAUUUGCAAAGAUUGGACGGCAGCACUCGAUGGCCAAUCGCCACGCACUUCUCUGAGACCCUCUGCGGCCUCCCGACCUUGAGAGCGUCGAAACAGGAAAACCGCUUCGUGGAGCAGGUGAUGGUCUGUCUGGACACCAACACGAACGCGUUUCUGCUUCUGAACGCGAGCAGUCGAUGGUUGGGAAUCGCGCUGGACUACCUAGGCGCAGUAAUCGUGGUCACGGCAACGUUUGCAGCGUUAAUUUCCGCACAACUGUACCCGAGUCGCGUGACCCCAGCUCUGGUUGGUCUCGCGAUUAAUUACACCCUCCUGGUACCGAUCUACUUAAAUUGGGUGGUGAAAUUCACCGCGGAGAUCGAGAUGUACAUGGGUAGCGUGGCGCGAAUUUCCGCGUACAGAUACGCUCCUACAGAAAACUAUCAACAAGAGGGCUUCCAGGUUCCGGACGAUUGGCCCAGGAGAGGCCAGAUCACCUUCGAGAAUGUUUCUCUGAGACACGAUUCGCAAAGGGAACCAGUUAUCUCGAAUCUGUGCCUGAGCAUUCCAGCGGGUCAAAAGAUCGGUAUUUGCGGGAGAACCGGAAGCGGAAAGUCUUCUACGGUGAUGGCGCUUUUUCGACUGCUGGAGAUCACUCAGGGACGCAUUCUGAUCGAUGGCGUAAACGUUAAUCAGAUUUCUUUGACCGUGCUGCGCUCGAGGCUCUCGGCGAUUCCUCAGGACGUGAUCAUGUUCAGUGGCACUGUUAGAGAAAAUUUGGACCCCCGUUCGGAGCACGAGGAUCGAGAACUCUGGGAUGCUUUGGAAGUAGCGCAGAUCAAGGACGUUGUGGCUUCGCAUACGGAAGGACUCGAUUUCGAAGUGCGCGAGGGGGGUGAAAAUUUCUCUUCGGGGCAACUUCAGCUGCUCUGCAUGGCGCGCGCGAUCCUCCGGAAGUCCUCGAUCGUCGUCCUCGACGAAGCAACCAGUGCUCUCGACGCGGCCACCGAGAAGUCCCUCUUGAAAGCAGUUUCGAUCGCUUUCGAGAACAGAACUGUGAUUGCUAUCGCGCAUCGAGCGACAGCGUUAUUGGAUUGCGAUCGAAUAAUAGUCUUCCACGAGGGUACGAUCGUCGAGGACGGUUCCCCGAUGGAUCUAACGAGGCGACAAGCUGGAUUUUUCGCGAAUAUGCUGAAAUCCACCGAACAGUAUGUUCCUAGGACUGAUUCGAAAAAGAAAAGGGAUUGCUGAAGAAGAUUACGAGUAGCUACCUUUCGACUCGAUUGUGAGAUUUAUUUUUGAUAACGAAAAUAAAUGUGUAAUACACACCAACACGAGUCGUUGAAUUACUUUGUAUAUUGUAGGUGUAUCAAGAGGGUCGUUGAUCGAUCUCCAUGCAUGCAUUUCUUAAACUUUUUUCACACCUUUUUAAGAAACCGAAUUAUUAAACGCCUUCAUCGUGUGCAACACAUGAUUUUAGGAAUGUAAUUUGUCAUUCUUAACGUAAUUUAUUAUAAUA